AUGCCUAUUGGUAAGAGAUUCAAACGGGGUCUUAGCUCGAUCGAAGCAAAUCUUAAGAAUCGCUCUGAAGUUUUACAAGAGCCUGUUCAGUUCGAAUCGAGUGUUGAUAUAACGGGUUCUGGAGCAGUGUCUGUUAGGAAGAGUGGAGAAUCUGUUAUCAAGAAUGGCAAGAAAGCAGCUGGCAAACGGAUACAGGAGCCUGCACACGAUGAUUCAACUUGCUUGAUGACAGGUUCAUUAACGAAUACCACAAAUGAUUUGCAGCUCUCAAAUGAGGAUGAUCUUUGGUUCCAAGCUUCGGAGAAGCUCAAGGCUGACGAUCCGGAAAUGUAUGAACAAUAUUCACUCAUCAUAUGCCGCCAAACAGACAAGAGCAAUGAAUACCAUCCCAACGAGUCCGCAAAGAUCUUAGCGAAUGGGGCAACGCUUCUCAAAGUGUGCCAAAAUAGCCUCGAAACAAUGAAUGCCCCAAGUGGUAGAGUUGAUAAGGGUUUUGAGAAGACGACUGAGAUUGUAGGCCUGGCUAAAGACUUCGUGGGGUUUGUUGUAAGUGCCGAGCCUCAUGGAGCAGUAGCUUGGGCAGGUGUCUGUCUUUUCCUUCCGCUACUACUCAAUCCUUCUCAACAAGAUGAAGCUUGUCGCAAAGGUCUUGAGGAACUACCCUUCAUCCUUCACAAGUAUAGUCUAGUGGAGAGCAUUUGUGCAACCAAAAGUUCGGAUUCGACAAUUGCCACCACGGCUAAUAUUGGAAUAGAAUCUAAGCAACGCGAAAGAACCAAAGAGGAAAUGGAAUGUCUGCAAGCUUUUCGUUCGGCUAAUUUUUAUGAAGAACAAAAGAAUCGAAAUCCUGAUCGUGUUGAUGGCACUUGCAGAUGGUUACUUGAAUCGCAGAGUUUCUGCGACUGGAGAGACGGUGAAAGCUCAGGUCUUCUUUGGAUUUCAGCAGAUCCAGGGUGUGGAAAGUUAGUUCUUUCUAAAGCAUUCGUGGACGAAAGAUUGGUGAGCAUAUCUCCUGCAACUAUCAUACGUCACUUCUUUUUCAAGCAUAUCUCCCCAGAACGGCGUAAUCCAAAAAAGGCGGUUACAGCAUUGAUCCACCAGAUACUUUCGAAGAAUCGCCAUCUCUGGACACGUGUGCUAGAGAGUUGGAAGCUCAACGGCAGAGAGCUUUGCAACUUGCAUGAUAUGAUGUGGGACAUUUUGGAAUCGAUAGCAAAUGAUCCUGCUGCUGGUGAUAUUAUCUGCGUCAUCGACGCUUUGGACGAAUGUGAUUCAGGCUACGAUAUGCGAGAACAGUUUAUUCAGAGAAUUCGUAUGCUUGUAUACGAAAAUCAGCCAUGCCGCAUGAACUUUGUGGUCACCAGUCGCCCUUAUUCUGAGAUCGAGGGAAUAUUCUCAGGCAUGAAUCAAAACUUUUCUAUAAUUCGUAUAGCAGGGGAAAUGGAAUCUGAGAGGAAACAAACCUCGUCAUCAAUCACAAAAUUGCGCAACUGGACUUGA
Botrytis byssoidea is the source of this 1500-nucleotide messenger RNA. RefSeq lists its product as uncharacterized. The transcript is spliced from 3 exons. Bases 1 to 1500 code for a protein of 499 amino acids. NCBI's taxonomy places the organism in Eukaryota, Fungi, Ascomycota, Leotiomycetes, Helotiales, Sclerotiniaceae. The record is from RefSeq and is a predicted model, not a curated record.